UCAUGGGCUGCAGUAAUAACAGAAGCAAGUGUCCUUGCAGCGCAAAUCCCAAUCGCAGACGGCGACGGCACGCUACGCGCCACAGACGUUGUUCUGGCCAGCGGGAUGAAGCCAAAAAGUGGUGACAACGAUGACGAGGAUGGCGAUGAUCAGGACAACGAUCACUUCGAGGGCGAUCCACGCCCUAUGCCCUACGACUUUGAAAAGGAGUUGAUUAACAAGUCGAAUAAACAUAUACGCCUUGCCGAGGUGUUUGUGCCCUCUAAUAUAGUAUAUCCAAUCACUUCAAAAUUUUAUUCUAAGCACGAACAACAGUCCAUAUUAAAGAAGCAGGCGCAGGCGCAACGCCAUAGGUUCCAUAAAGCGUUACCGGAGUAUCCGUUUCUGGAGUCACAGGUGUACGGCUGGAUGCCGCUGCAAUGUAGAGAAGCGGCCACUUAUUUGAAUUGCAUACAUGCGCCAAAAAGGCGUUGCCGCAUGACAAUACACGGCGAACAAAUUAUAGCGGGGCGAAUUACUGAACGCCCGCCUUUCAACGGCUUAAAAUUCAUACUUCAUUAACAUAAGAUACUUUAAUGACAUAAUUACCAAUUGACAUGCUAUGAUGUAGUAAACUGAAUUUCUUUUAUCAACUCGUUUAGUGGUCAUGAUUUGUAGUUAGCACAUAUUAACGUUAGUUGCAUCUUUUCAAACUAUAAUUCAAUUCCACUAAUUC
Drosophila hydei is the source of this 715-nucleotide messenger RNA. RefSeq lists its product as uncharacterized. NCBI's taxonomy places the organism in Eukaryota, Metazoa, Arthropoda, Insecta, Diptera, Drosophilidae. The record is from RefSeq and is a predicted model, not a curated record. Bases 106 to 561 code for a protein of 151 amino acids. The transcript has 3 exons.